ACGCGGCGGAAGUCGCAUCACAGAAGGAGACGAGCUACGGCGUGCAGAGAAGCAGCGAUGUGAGAGUCAGAGGGACCGGUGAAAAACCAUAAAAAGCAUAGUCUUACGAUUACAGCCCAGGCACACUGAAGGCAAUCUAGUGUUUAUCAGGAAAAGUCACGAUUGGCCUUAAGAAAGGAUGGAUCCGGCACUGCUCCGUGAGAGGGAGCUCUUCAAGAAGAGAGCUAUCUCCACGCCGGCAGUGGAGAAGAGGCCAGCCCCUUCUGAGUCCACUUCCGCUUCCUCAUCCAAGAAGAAGAAGCCCAAGCUGGACCGGGAGGGAUCCACAGGGUCCAAGCAUGGAGCAGACUCAAGCAACGGUUCCUUUAACCUGAAAGCACUGACUGGAAGCACGGGAUAUAAGUUUGGUGUUCUAGCAAAGAUUGUGAACUACAUGAAAACCCGGCACCAGCGUGGUGACACCUUCCACCUGACCCUGGAGGAGAUCCUGGAUGAGACGAAGCUCCUAGACAUUGGCAUGAAGCAGAAGAUGUGGUUGAUGAAUGAGGCCCUGGCCAGCAACCCCAAGAUCGAGGUGCGUGACGGGAAGUACGCCUUCAAGCCCAAACACCCGCUGAAGGACAAAAAGGCACUGCUGCGUCUGCUGGACAAGCACGACCAGCUGGGCCUGGGGGGGGUGCUGCUGGAGGACGUGGAGGAGGGGCUGCCCAACGCGCACAAGGCCAUCAAGGCCUUAGGGGAUCAGAUCAUCUUUGUGACCCGGCCCGACAAGAAGAAGAUCCUGUUUUAUAAUGACAAACACUGCCAGUUUACAGUGGAUGAAGAGUUCCAGAAGUUGUGGCGUAGCGUGCCUGUGGACUCGAUGGAUGAGGAGAAGAUCGAGGAGUAUCUGAAGAGGCAGGGCAUCUCCUCCAUGCAGGACACAGGACCUAAGAAACCGGCUCCCAUCCAGAAGAAGAAAAAGCCAGCAUCUCAGAAGAAGAGGCGUUUCAAGACGCACAACGACCACCUGGCCGAUGUCCUGGAAGACUACUCCCAAGGGAUGUCCGCUAGGAAGUGACACUGCAAUGUGUCUUCCCGCCAGUAGAGGGAGUACUGCAUCAGAACUAUACUUUGAAACAGAAUGAAAAUGCAACAACUCCCCUGUCCAGUGGCCUGCGCUCUCUGGAGUCCUGCAUAAAUAAAUCGCUAAAGGAGUAUGCAGUGUUUAUACUCCAUACUACUCACUGGAUUUACUUGUCAGACAAAGGUACACUGGACAGUUUAUUUGAACAUGCUUUUUAUUAUUUUUUUUAAAUUAAAUGGUGCGAAACGAAAUAUGACUCCAGAGAUCUUGGACCUCCACUGCCGAUAUCAGCACCUACUUUCCCCCAGCUGCCGGCUUGCAUCUGUGACUUUAGCUUCAGUCUGACAGCAAGGAUGGAGGUAAACACUCUGAAAACUGUCUGUUCCAAAAAAAAAACUGGAGAGAAAAAUAACUUGUGCUAUAAUUGUUUGUCUACUGUAAAUUGCUUUAGAUAAUUCCAUCAUUAGCGAUCACUUUUCAUUCAAAUGGAAUAAUUAUGAGCUAAUAGCAAUUAGUGAAAUAUUAAGUGGAACAAAACAGCAAUGACAGGAGCAGCGGUAAAACCAUAGUAACAGUGACAGUAGGAAUUCCUCAGUAGUGGUUGCUAAGUGACGAGUCAGUGGGCUCUCUCUGGGGUGCCUCAGUCCUACUGGAGUGGGGGCAGGUGCUUCUGUAGUUCUGGUUGCAGCUCCCUCGCUCCAUAGCAUAAUGAAGUUGGCCUGAGAGCAUCACGGGCAGGAACUUCUGAUCUGACUGAGUUUGAGUCUGAGGAGGGCUGAAAUGCGGCUGUUUUGCCGUUCACCAGGGUGUUUCAACAGUACAGCUGUAGUUUGAUACCCAGCUGUAUACAUGGCUUCUGCUGAACCUCACCUCUGCAAAUGCUAUGAUGUAAACUCGGUGGUCAGUGGCGGAUUGUUAGCCUGCCGUCUAGCACCUGUAUGAGGUGAGGAAGCCUUUCACACAUAAAUCAGCAGUCUAAGACCCCGCAGAAACUGCUUAUGGUUGAUCCAAUCACUUUAUUUCUUCUUAUACAAAAAACCUUUUUUUUUAAUAAAAACAUUAUGUGAAUAAGACCACUAUAAUUCAUGGAAAUGCACUUUCUCCUUACAGUGGCUAGAUACACACACACAUCUAUAUAAUAAACAUGCAUUGAAUACACAAAGACACAAAGUCAGAUCCAUACAAACUCGUACAUUCUGUUCUUUAAUCGCUGCCAUCUUACUUGUGGUCAAUUUUCGUCGGAUUAAAACUGUCGGUUGGACUGCCUUCCUCACGGACCACCUUACCCUCAUUUAUUUCCUGAACAAUACAAAUUAUUGCUGCAGCUGGAAAGAAAA
This is a messenger RNA of Brienomyrus brachyistius, 2403 nucleotides long. RefSeq names its product general transcription factor IIE subunit 2-like. NCBI's taxonomy places the organism in Eukaryota, Metazoa, Chordata, Actinopteri, Osteoglossiformes, Mormyridae. Gene Ontology annotation, cellular component: transcription factor TFIIE complex. The record is from RefSeq and is a predicted model, not a curated record. The transcript has 8 exons. Bases 179 to 1060 code for a protein of 293 amino acids. Gene Ontology annotation, biological process: transcription initiation at RNA polymerase II promoter.